AGGUAAAAGGUUGUGUUUUCUCAAUUGCUGUUCGACAACUGAUGAGUUCUGUUGCUCCACUGUACUCCAGAAUCAUACGCAUUUUCUCCUCUCGAUAUUCCACCAGAUCCAUCCGCCGCGAUUUGCGUCGGCCUCCCGGAUUCUUGAAGAGCGACUGUCGUCGGAUUGUUGCCGUUCAACCGCUGCUCUGGCCCUUUUUCGUCACUUCGAACUCACGGCACAGCAGUAGCGGCCGGGCGGUGCUAGCCUUUGGAUUUUCCACGAUGUCGAGCGGCGGAGAUGGGGAACGUCAGGUGGCGGAGUUUCGCCUGACGCCGUCGAGUGUUCUCAAGAUUCAGAAAGGCGACAUCACUCGGUGGUCCGUCGACGGUUCCUCCGAUGCUAUUGUCAAUCCAGCGAAUGAACGUAUGCUUGGAGGCGGUGGUGCUGAUGGAGCCAUACAUCGAGCUGCUGGUCCAGAAUUACGGGCAGCAUGCUAUGAGGUCCCAGAAGUGAAGCCUGGAGUUCGCUGCCCUACAGGAGAAGCAAGGAUUACCCUAGGCUUUCGGUUGCCAGCUUCUCAUGUUAUUCACACAGUUGGACCAAUUUAUGAUACAGAUAAGAAUCCUGAAGCCUCUUUGACGAAUGCAUACAGAAACAGUUUACGCGUGGCAAAAGAACACAACAUUCAAUAUAUUGCAUUUCCUGCUAUAUCAUGUGGCGUCUACGGAUAUCCAUAUGAGGAAGCUGCCACUGUGGCUAUCUCUACAAUCAAGGAGUCUGGUGGGGACUUGAAGGAAGUGCACUUUGUUCUGUUCUCAGAUGAUAUUUACGAUGUUUGGUUGAAAAAGGCCAAUGAAUUGCUACAGAAGUGAUAUAUAUCUGCCAUCAUCGGAGCUGUUGUGUUGAGCAAAUACUAUCAAUGCAUGAUGCAAAGUAAGAAGUUGCCGGUUUUUCAUGUACCGAAAGUUGAAGAGAAGAACAAUAGCAGCUGGUGAAUAUGUUGAAAUAAGAAAACAGAGAUGUGAUUUAAGUUGCGGUAUUUGAAAUGUGUAAUCUGAAAUAUGUUGAGUGCUCUCAUCCUCUUGCCCUUCCCCUACUAAUACUGGGAUUUCAAUUUUGAUGCCUUACAGCUUCAUAUAAACUGUUGGUAUGGAAGUACAAAAUGAUUUGAAGGUAAAACUAUUCACUUUUUUCCUAA
Molecule: messenger RNA, 1180 nt
Organism: Sesamum indicum (sesame)
Lineage: Eukaryota; Viridiplantae; Streptophyta; Magnoliopsida; Lamiales; Pedaliaceae
Product: appr-1-p processing enzyme family protein
Source: RefSeq, a predicted model, not a curated record